CUUAAACCAAACUUAGUUUCUGUUGUAGGCGGUGCAUUCCCUAGCAGGGCGGGGUGCAGUGUGUUGUGGAGGGGAGAGAAAGAGAGGCCAGGGGGAGGAGUAGGCAGAUUAAUUCACCCACUGUGAGAGCUGGUCUAUUUAAUGGGGGGUCUCUCUGCCCAGGAGGAGUCAGAGCUGUCUCCAGGACCAGCAGGAGCAUGGCAGAGGACCUGGGGCGGGGCUUUGGGGAAACAGCCAGCCUGGAAAUGCUGCCAGCGGACGACAAUUACAGGCCCAAGGCCAGAGCCCAGCAAGCAGCCAGGAGCAGCUGCACCCACUGGGCUCUCACCUGCUGCCUGGUGUUGCUCCCCAUCCUGGCAGGACUCACCACCUACCUACUCAUUGGCCAGCUCCGGACCCAAGGAGAGCCCUGUGCGUUCCAGACUCCAAAAGGACAGGAGUUUGGACCCUCACAUCAGCGAGCUUAUGUACCUCCCAGAGCUGGUGGAGAUAAACCAAGGGCACACCUGACAGUUGUGAGACAAACUCCUACACAGCCCUUGAUAAAUCAGUUCCCAACUCUGCAUUGGGAACAUGAACUUGGGUUGGCCUUCACCAAGAACCGGAUGAAUUACACCAAUAGAUUCCUGGUGAUCCCAGAGUCGGGAGACUACUUCGUUUACUCCCAGAUCACAUUCCGAGGUACCACAUCCAAAUGUGGGGAAAUUAGCCAAGGCAGCCGACUGAACAAGCCAGAAGCCGUCAUCGUGGCCAUCACCAAGGUGACAGACAGCUACCCUGAUCCCACCCAGCUCCUAAUGGGGACCAAGACAGUGUGUGAAAUAGGCAGCAACUGGUUCCAACCCAUCUACCUAGGGGCAAUGUUCUCCUUACAAAAAGGAGACAAGCUGAUGGUGAACGUCAGUGAUGUCUCGUUGGUGGAUUACACAAAAGAAGAUAAAACUUUCUUCGGAGCCUUCUUGCUAUAGGGGCAAUGCUGAUAUCAUUGUGUGAAGGUCCUCACCUCCUAGUUCCUAAUUUUCCUCAUUCAUAUAUAACUAUAGCCAGGGAUUUUCUUGGGGCAUUCCACAGAGAUAGUGCUUUAGCUAUGAAAUUUAGGGCACCAAAGUUCACACUUUAUAUACAUUACUGAUGAAAAUACUAUUGGGUUGUCGAAAGAGUCAUGACGUAUAUUUUUUUGUUUUUCGCCGCAAAAAUGCAUCAUGGCUUUUCCGACAACCCAAUAAUUGGAAAAAGGCAGAAGAAAGCAGAUAUAUUAUUGUGGUUGCUUGGAAGAGUGGUGAGUUUCUCAAUAUUAAAACACUGGUCACCAAAUGAAUAGAUGAUCAACUCGGAACAUUUCCACACUUGUCACCAGUGGGCCUGGUUGUUGUUCAAUUUGAUGAUGAAGUAUUUGCUUCAGUUCAGGAGCCUUGAAUAAAGUCCAAAGCCCUAGAAAACAGUGUAAACCUUUCAGAGGAGAAACCCUUAAUCAGUUUUCCCAAACACAUACUUUAACACCUUGCUGAAAGAAAGAAAGAAAGAAAGAAAGAAAGAAAGAAAGAAAGAAAGAAAGAAAGAAAGAAAGAAAGAAAGAAAGAAAGAAGCUGGUAUUUUCAUGAACGUUUUCAAAAAAAAGAAAUUGGUUUUCACGCUAUCUAUGGCAAAUGAGAAAAACUACCUUUCCCUUUGUUAUGUACAUAGGCUUCAAAACAAGCAAGCAUGAGCUCUACCUGCAUAUCAAAAAUACAGUAGCAUUUUAUUCACCAGAGUUUUCUUGAGCACCAAUUAUGAUCUGGGCCCUGCCUUAAACCAGGAUACACUAUGAAGAGCAAGACAGACUCUACUCAGAACUUAUAUGAAUAUCACUAGAUGACUCCUGGCCAAAUAAAUCUCAACAUAAUCCAAGGACUAACUCCAAGUCCUAAAACAAUAUCAUCUGACUGUGUUACAUAAGAUUCCUGGAGCACUCCUGACUAUGUAAGAUAUCCAGCUGAUUAGGUCACUCGACUCAACAAACUUGAAGAGAUUUCUAGCUAACUAGACCAGCUGUACAACAAACUUGAUUGAUGCCAGGAGACAAUGGACUUCUUCUCUGCCGGGGGAAAAGUCAGUCACCAAAUCUGGAGAAGUUAACCUAGAUCUGCUCUGAGGUUUGAUUCACAACAUUAUAUACAGAUUGUUAUGUGAGUGUUUUUCUCUUAAAAUAUUCUAAGGAAUUUAAAUAUGGAACUAGCUAAUCAGCUCAGCCAAGGCUUCGUCUGUGGAGGAGGGGCUAGACCUUGAGAAGGUCCCUCCUGUGCUGCAGUGGGUUCCCAUCCUCUAAACUGUACCAUUUUCCUGCAUAAAUAUGCCAAGGGUAGGAGGGGCAUUUCUCUCAGCCUCUGUUGAUUUGUCUGUAAAACAGGAAUCCACCCAUUUGUUUCCCAAGAUCAAAUGAGUUCAUGGGGAUGAAACGUGUUAACUUUGAGCCUUCUGUGAAGUCUGAGAGCAUAUCAGUGUGACAUGGGGAGUGACCUUCAGGGUCCUGGCCUCUAUUAUAAAUGUUCCUAUUGUGAGAGACCUCACAGAUGGGUCUGCAAGCAACCUUGGCACCCAACUCACUCUUACUCUUGUUGCCAGGAGACUACAGAGGCACAGAGGUGUGUGAUGGGGUUCUUGGGCACAGUGAUUGGUGAAGCAGUAUUUGAUCAACAUUUGUUGAGUUAUAACUAACUAACCAUUAAUUUCCAGUUUCUCAGUUGGGAGGUUAAGGUCAGCACAGGGCUCAGUGGGAUCACAGAGAAGGGUGUGGUCACCUCCACCUGGUUCAGAAGAGUCUUCAAGAAGGAAGUGAAGCCUGAGUGAGUUCUGAAAACAGGUGGGCGGACAACAGAUGGCUUUGGUCGGGGAAAGGGCAUCUCAGAUUGAGGAAUUACCCUUUACUUAAAGCAGAAAGGAAAGGUUUCUCAGUAACUACAAAACCAACUGGAUAAGAGACUAUUCCCUCAACCAGCUCCUAGAACAAUAUGUAUUGGUAGAUUAGGAAUGUUCCAUCAAUGACCCUAGACUGGCCCCAUGAUCAGAAUGAGCAACUCGUUAAGAAAAUAAAAUGGUCUUUCUGCAUGUGCAUGAGGGCAUCAAGCCGCUUGGUGUGCGGGAAAGAAUUUGCAUGGAAGGGGCAAGAGUGGCCUGUUCAUCUCCUCUGCUGAAAGGAACCCUUGUGCCAAGGCCUUCAAACCUGCCCCCUGUGCCUUAGGAGAUCUGGGGCAUUUGGAAGUUUAUUCUAGAAAUUGGUAUUUCCUACUAUCCUAAAAGACUUGAGGCUUUAGGAAAAUCCUGCCACAUAUUUAUUUUGCUUCUGUCAUAAGCUCGUUUAUUGAAGAAUGUAUUGUGCUUAAGUUUUCACUGCUGAAUUUGUUAAUUCUCUAUGAUACAUCUUUUACUGUUCAGAAAGGCCCAGACAAAUAUUCCUAGUAGGACUCAAGUCAGGACUUCUGUUUCCUAGGCAUUAUCUCCAUGGCAAGUGCCCUAGUUUUUAAAAUGAAGUGGGAGAGUGCUUUUUAAGAACAUGUGGUGGUUCCCUAAAAGGAGUAUAGGGAAUGCAUUCAAAAGUUUGCAAGGAAAGAAAGGGCAUGCUUACACGCUUUAGAAAAUAGUUAAUUUAGGGGGGAAAUGCUUUACUGGUUCAAUGUCUCUCAAAAGGCCAAAUUGAAAUCAAUUCCACAAAUGUUUAAUGAGUACCUACUCUCCCUGGGGACACAAAGACAAAUUAUUUUAGUCUCAGAUGUGUUCAUUCUAACUACUCAGCACCUCCAUUGUCUGCAGAUCCUCUAAUUUAUUUUGGUUGUAUUAGCUAAUUAAUUAGCUAACUUUAGGCACAUAGAUAUUUUCUCAUUACGAAAAUGGGUGCCAUUUAAUGAAGGAUGAUCAUUAACAAAAUGAUUUGUAUGUACCCUAAGUGGUGUUUUCAAUAGCUACCCAAGGAUCAUUUUCCAUAAAUAAAAGGGGAAAUAUAUAAUACUGUUUUCUAUGGUGGAAUCCAUUAUUAUUAAGUCAAAUAUGGGCAGAGGUUAUUAUCUGCUAGACUCAAGUUUGCACAGCAACAACCCUUGAAAAUAUUAGAAAUUUAUGGAUGACCCAGAGGUGUGUUGAAGAGCCUGUGUCCCUCAGCAAAAACAGGAACCAUGAUCAAAAUGCAUGGAGUCACUAGCAUUUUGACCCUAGCAUAGUGUAGAUCUAUUUGAUAGAACAGAAUUGCUCAAGCUACUAAAAUUUCUGAAUUUUAUAAAUAAGGCACAGCAGAAAGUGAAAAGGCACACUUUUCAUAUCCCAAAAAGCAUCUUGUUCAGUUUAAUUACAGGGCAUGCCAGAGUCCUUGGCUCCAUUUCUAUCUUAGCUACGUCACUCUAGAGGAAAUUCCACCUCUGCAUUCGUCAGUAGCCCCUCUGGGUUAUAAAAGUUCAACUAAAUCACUGUGCACGGGGCACAUCCUUUGCCAACAUUCUCUUGCAAGGUAUUUUCCAAGCCCUUUCCCAAUCAUGUUUCCAUGAUUAUGACAUUGGAGAUUAAUUCUUCU
Hipposideros armiger (great roundleaf bat) is the source of this 4537-nucleotide messenger RNA. It is a transcript of the gene TNFSF15, whose product is annotated as TNF superfamily member 15. Gene Ontology annotation, molecular function: tumor necrosis factor receptor binding. The record is from RefSeq and is a predicted model, not a curated record. Lineage: Eukaryota; Metazoa; Chordata; Mammalia; Chiroptera; Hipposideridae. Gene Ontology annotation, cellular component: membrane. The coding region runs from base 198 to 968 and encodes 256 amino acids. The transcript has 4 exons. Gene Ontology annotation, biological process: immune response.